Molecule: messenger RNA, 1798 nt
Organism: Blepharisma stoltei
Lineage: Eukaryota; Ciliophora; Heterotrichea; Heterotrichida; Blepharismidae
Source: the annotation of a GenBank genome assembly
AUGUCUGAGACCUUGAAAAGCCUUGCGAAGAAGCAUAUAGUUAGUAAGGUCCAGUUAAUAGUUAUCUGGAUUGUUUUUGGCCACAGGUCCUUUCCCUAUCAGUUCCGGAGGGCCGUAAAUUUUUUUAUUCUGGGUUCACCUCUCCCAGACAUAGCCCACAGGAGAUAUUGGGCUAACAUUUAUCUAUAGCACCUGAUGAGGGACUGACAGGGCGUCUUCCUAACCCGCUGAGACUCUUGGGGACCACAUUGCAAACCCUACUCCUAGAGAAGAUCACUAUUCAAAAUAGCUGCUACAUUUCCACCGCAGCAAGCAGGUUGGUGUAAUUCGUAACCUUGAAGGCAUCAAAUCUGCAGGACGUUAAGAAUCUUUUAAUUUAAUUGCGAAGAAGCGAGAUAUAAAACUUCUGAUGACUCAGCCUGAGUCAAGCAUAUUUAGCCAGUCAGAAAACGUAACCUCGACCAACAAAGAUGACGAGAUGAAAGAAAUUUCUCUUCAGCUGGUGAUGAUUCGAAAAAAGCAUGAUGAGCUUAAAAGGGAAAACGAAAGCAAACGAAUGCAGCUUGAAAACUUGAAAAAAGACUUAGAAAAAUUAACUGUAGUAGUGAGCACUGGCAACGCUGAAGACUUUUCGUUCACCAAUAAGAUCUCUAAGCUCGAAACCGCUAUCGAAAUGGCGAAAAUCAAAAUUGAUGAAGAAAUGAUCAACAAGGACUCGUACGAGCACGUCUUGCAAAGGAUGAAACAAGAAAGAAUCGCACUCGAGAAGGAGUCAAAUACUAUCCAGCACAGCUUAUCCUCAACUCGGUCUAUUUUGGAGUCAGAAAAACAAAAAUCUUUAAAGCAUAGAGAAUCAAAAGACAAGUCAAAACAGUUGCUAAAGGAAUUAAGGGACUCUUUAACUCUAGAAAUAAGGAGAAAAGAUGAAAGAGCGCACGAACUGGAGCAGCAGAUGAGGUUCAGAAAUGAAAUAACAGAAAAAAGAAGGGAAAGACUAAGAAAGCAAGCAGAGGUCGCAGAAGCAGCUGCAAAUGAAGACCAGUUCGCCCAUGAAGUCCAAAUGAAAGAAAAGCUGAUAAUAAACCGGUUUUGGUACGGAUUCAUACAGUGGAAAAUGGAAAAAGACUGGCAGAAUUCCACUGAAAUAGAAUCAGCAUUCCAAAACAUCAGGGCAAUGACUGGUUUAAACUCAAUCGAAGACAUUGUGCAAAAGUUUGCUUCAAGGGACGAAGACCAUAAUAUUUUAAUUCAAAAAAUUGCAGAAUCAGAAAAAAACCUCGACGAUUUAAAGACUGAAAACGAAAACACCAGAAAGCAGUUACGAGAACUUUUGCUUGUUAAAGGAGAAAAUAAUGAUAGACCUCAUAAUAGCGAGCUAAGAGCGAUUGAAGACCAAAUUGAAGCAGAAGACAAAGAGCUUAAUAACAUAAAAGAUCAAAAAGAUAAGGCACAAGUUUAUUACCAAAACUUGUUAACUUGGGGAGGGAAAAUCUUAAAUAAGCUGAAUUAUAAAGGAGAAAUUUUAAGGAUGGAGCUUCCAGAAAUUUUUGCUAAAAUUCAAGAGCAAUUAAAAGUUAUUAUCGAGCCUAUGGUUCAAACAAAGGAAGAAUUCAUGAGAUAUCUUGACAUCAAGUCAAAGAAAAAUACACAGCAGCUGCUUAAAGAAAUCUACACUCAAGGCUACAAGCCAAAAUUUGUAAAAAAAGGAAAGAGCCCAGAGCUUGAAAAUGAACAAGAAAAACUGAAAAAGGCUGAAAGGAAAAUAGCCCGAAAUAUGACAUUUGCAAGAGAAAUUUAA